Molecule: messenger RNA, 1534 nt
Organism: Fukomys damarensis (Damara mole-rat)
Lineage: Eukaryota; Metazoa; Chordata; Mammalia; Rodentia; Bathyergidae
Gene: Chst14
Product: carbohydrate sulfotransferase 14
Exons: 1
Biological process (GO): carbohydrate biosynthetic process; dermatan sulfate proteoglycan metabolic process
Cellular component (GO): membrane
Molecular function (GO): sulfotransferase activity
Source: RefSeq, a predicted model, not a curated record
CCCCUGCUACUGCCGUCCAUGCUGAUGUUCGCGGUGAUCGUUGCCUCCAGCGGGCUGCUGCUCAUGAUCGAGCGGGGCAUCCUGGCCGAGAUGAAACCCCUUCCCCUGCACCCGCUCAGCCGCGAGGGCGCGGCCUGGCGCACUGCAUCCCCCAAGCCUGGGGCGCCGUCCCCGGAGGACCGGGACUCGGACCUGCGAGUGCUGCAGGACGUCCGGAACCGGACUUUGCGGGCGUUGUGCCGGCAGCCAGGCAUGCCAAGGGACCCCUGGGACCUGCCGGUGGGUCAGCGGCGCACCCUGCUGCGGCACAUCCUCGUGAGUGACCGCCACCGCUUUCUUUACUGCUACGUCCCCAAGGUGGCCUGCUCUAACUGGAAGCGGGUGCUGAAGGUGCUGGCCGGCGUCCUGGACAGCGUGGACGUCCGCCUCAAGAUGGACCACCGCAGUGACCUGGUGUUCCUGGCGGAUCUACGGCCCGAGGAGAUUCGCUACCGCUUGCAGCACUACUUCAAGUUCCUGUUUGUACGGAACCCCUUGGAACGCCUCCUCUCUGCUUAUCGCAACAAGUUUGGCGAGAUCCGCGAGUACCAGCAGCGCUAUGGAGCCGAGAUUGUGAGGCGGUACCGGCCUGGAUCCGGACCUAGCCCAGCAGGAGAUGAUGUCACCUUCGCAGAAUUUCUGAGAUACCUGGUGGAAGAGGACCCAGAGCGCAUGAACGAACACUGGAUGCCUGUGUACCACCUGUGCCAACCCUGUGCCGUGCAUUACAACUUUGUGGGCUCCUAUGAGAGGCUGGAGACUGAUGCCAACCAGGUGCUGGAGUGGGUGGGGGCACCACCCCAUGUCCGGUUCCCAGCUCGCCAGGCCUGGUACCGACCAGUCAGCCCCGAAAGCCUGCACUAUCAUCUGUGCAGUGUCCCUCGGGCCCUGCUGCAGGAUGUGCUCCCCAAGUACAUCCUAGACUUCUCCCUCUUUGCCUACCCACUGCCUAAUGUCACCAGGGAGGCCUGCCACCAGUGACCAUGGGUGUGAGGCCAGCAGCUUUUGGGUACUGGUUUUGAUGCCAGCUUCCACCUGCCAUUUAGAGAAACUCUGGCUCUGGAGCUUGGGGCUUUUGCAGAAGCCAGGAUGGCAGGGACUGCCCCAGGAGCUCCUAGGCCAAAUUGGGUACCUGCAGUGGCUCAGAGACAGGUAGAGACAGGAGGCUGCUGCUCCCUACUGGGGGUAUCUCGAGUGCCAGUGUGGGCUGGUUUGCUUUGUCCCAUCUACUCCUGGACACUUCGGGCUCCUGGCUGCAGAGAAUGUGCCACCUGGUCCACCUUACUUUAACCUGUGGCCAACCCCAGAGGUGGCACCAACUAGGAGCACUGACCCUGUUGCUCUGACCCCGCAUUUACCCACCCCGUGUGCCUCGGGACUGGAGUGAGCAGUUGUGCCUUGUAAAUGACUUUGUUGCAUUCCUGCUCCAGACAAAAUUCACUGCACUUGCCAGAAUUUUGUCCUUUUUUUUUUUUUCCUUCCAAGGAAAGGAAAA